AUGGGAAUGGCAGAGGUCCAUGUCCCGGUAUUACACAAUUAUCCUCGAUCGGCGACAGACACGCGCCCUUGCAGUAACCCGAGUGUCGCCAAGGGCAAGCAAAAGAGCGAUUCUUUGACUUUGAUUCACUAUCGGCCCUUGGAAUCUUCUUCGUCUUUCUCCUCUCAACAGGUCGGUAGCAGACGACAAGAAAUGGCGCCCGCCCAGGACAAGGCUGCGCCACGCCAGACCGCGGUCGCGGCUGAGGCUGUCAAGGGCGUCCGUCCGGACAGCGGCUCAAGGAAGCCGUUGCCUACAUCGCGGCCGCCAAGGCUCGGCGAUGUGGCAGCAGCAAAGUCGAGCGCGUCCAAGACGAGACGGGGCAAGAAUGUCCCUACCACCACGCAGACAGCGACACCUUCGUCGUCUCGAAAAGCCACUCCUUCUGAGGAGCAGGCGCAGGAUGAGAAGCGCGAGCACCUAGACUCGAUGGCGAUUCCUGCCGCCCCGAGCAAGCCGGCCUCGUCGCAGAGAAUCCGAGCGCCCAAGAGACGUAGGGGCGACGAGGAAGCGUCGAGGAUCGGAAACGACUACGGCCCGUGUGCUGGGAUCAAGGACUGCAUCGUCGUGGGCGGUGGGUCGCCUCCGCCGGAGGAUCCUGACGAGGAGGAGGAGGACGACGAUCUCGUCCAUCUUGGUAACUCUACCAAGCUUGAUGAUUCUGCCGAGCUUGAUGAUUCUGCCGAGUUUGACGACUCUGCCAAUGUUGACGAUACUUCUGUUCCCGACCCUGUCAGCGCGUCCAGCUUAGAGGACGUGAUCAUGAUCGACGGGGCCGAUGAUGACAGUCUGCCGCCGCUGCCGCCCCAGUUGCCAGCCACACGCAACAGCUCGCCAGCCAUCCGCAACAGCUUGCCGUCUGAAGGCAAACGUUCCACGUCUGUCGACCGUAACGCGACCAGAAUCCCGACGCCGCCUGCCCCCAGCUCGCGAUCUGGAAGCAGUCGCUCCGCGUCUGUCGACCCUAGCGCGGGCAAAACCCCGACGCCGCCUCCCUGCCGCCCUGCCUCGGUACCGGCGCCGGCGCCGGAGGUCUUUCGGUAUCCUCUGCCGCCCCCCGCCAUAAAAAUAGUGGCCCCGACACCAGUGUCGCAACCUACAGACAUUGACAACAGGAGCGGCCAUCACAAUCACCAGCAGCGGCCGGUGGAGCGCCAACAUUCACGCCGCGAGUCUUCCCCCGCGCGCGGUCACGUGGCACCAGCUCCAAUGCAUCGCCCGAUUCCUGUCCAACACGGACCUCAGCCCCUUGGCCACCCGCCUCGACAGGAGCAUCCACGGAGCCUCGAUCGCAGGCAUGAUGGCUAUGUACAGCCGGCCUACCACGCUUCGGCUGCUACGGCUAUGAACCGCCAGCCUCGCCUAGAAAACCACAUUCCGCCGCAGCAACGGCAGGUGCCCUACCCCCAGCGGCAGUCGCAGCUCUCUCAGCCCCAGUGGCAGUAUCAGAUGCCGCCUCCUGAGCUGAGGAUGAAGCAGUAUCAGCGGCAAUACCAGUUGCCGCCUCCUCAGGCCAGGGAGCCUCAGCGCCAGCAGCAGUGGCCUCAGCUGCAACUACCCCGGCCUCAACAGCAGUGGCCUCAGCACCCCCAGCCGCCCAGUCGCCUCCAAGGUAGCCUGGCGCCAGAACACCGCCCCCACCCCCACCACCAGCAGAACCAGCAGCCCCAGCGCCUGCCGGGCAACCAGGGGCCGGCGCGCCGGCCAAACCCGAACCCUCGGUAUCGGGCGCGCACGCCGCCGCUCGCGGACCCGAUAAGCAGCGGCAGGCUGCCCGGCUUCGCGGAGCUGACGCGGGGCAUGGACAUGAGCCUGCCUCCCAACUACCCACCCGCACCCGUGCUGGGAUACCUUGGUGGCGGGCAUGUGCAGGGGCGGUACCGGUCCCAUCCUUACUCGCGGCCGGCGCAGGGCCGGAUGUGA
Molecule: messenger RNA, 1962 nt
Organism: Gaeumannomyces tritici R3-111a-1
Lineage: Eukaryota; Fungi; Ascomycota; Sordariomycetes; Magnaporthales; Magnaporthaceae
Exons: 3
Coding region: 1-1962 (653 amino acids)
Source: RefSeq, a predicted model, not a curated record